Molecule: messenger RNA, 547 nt
Organism: Prorocentrum cordatum
Lineage: Eukaryota; Dinophyceae; Prorocentrales; Prorocentraceae
Source: the annotation of a GenBank genome assembly
CCAGGGGGCCGCGCCCCGGCCCCCCCCGGGGGGGCCACCGCCGGGAUCGGGCGCGCCGCGCGCCGCGCGCGCGGCCCCCCUCCGCGCUCCAUGGCGGUCUCGCUGGGGCUGCCGUCGCGCACCGACCUGGAGGCACCCGAGGAGAAGUUCCUGCCGGCGGAGCCAGCCUCUGCCGCCAAGGGGGCCCGCGCGUGGUGCCGCUACUGCCCACGCUGCUGCCGCAGGCGGCCUUGCGAAUGGGCGCCCCGGGGGCCAGGGCCUCCUCGCGGACUUGGCGGCGGCCGGAGGGCGGGCCGCCGCGAGCGCGCGGGAGGUCUCGUCCUUCCGGCCCCCGGAGGCGACGCCCGAGCCCGGCGGCGCCGGCGGCGGCGAGGAGUGCUACACUCUGUUGGAGACGCCCCGCGGAAAGAGGCCCAGUGCGCCGCCGGCGAUGUCCAUCGGCCCGCCGGCAGGGACCGUCCGACAGGAGGCGGAGGAGGAGUUCUACGACGCCUGCAGCGAGGCGGCGAGCGAGUGCAACAGCCCGCGGGGGCAGCCCGGCUGCAGG